CAUGCACGUGCAAGAGCGUCCGCUCAUGAUGCCAACUGGGAAAUUCGUCUUGUUCACGCAUCCGUUUUGCGAUCGGUUGAGACCGUGAUUUUCCCCAAGUUCGAAAAUGUUCAGUGAAAAUAUGUUGGUGACCGUUUGAGGCGUGUGCAAGGUGAUAAUCACGAUGUAAAAGGAUUAUAGGGUCCCUAGAUUUAGAGGAUUUUUCGUAGUUUACAACGUUUUCGGACCAUGAACAUGAACUUCGUCUCCUAGAGUUUUAACCAACUUGUGCGGCGUACAUCAAAAGGUGCAUGGAGGGCGAUGGGAAUCUGGCAGAGUGAGGGGGGACUCCGAAGGCGGAUGCCGCUAAGAAGAGCAGGAGGUAGUUGCGCAGUCGGUACCACCAGUCUGGGAGGGAGGGCCAUGCGAUACUACCGUCUAUGGAUAUACACCUGCAACACAGUCUUACUAGCCGGUGCCCUAGCAUUCUGCGGCGCAGCAUCACGCACCCUCAUCUUCGACUACCGACGCAUGCUCAUACCCAACCUAGCCCUCUACCAGCCUACCUUCCUUUACGCUUACCUAGCCUUAGCAACCCAGGGCGGCGCCAUCCAAGUUCUAGGAUGUGUGGCAGCCGUCCGACUCUCCGAGAAGCUCCUGAACGCCUACUGGCUGCUCCUGCUGGUCCUCCUGUUCGGUGACAUCGUCCUGGGCGCCUUCUGGACCUACAAGUUCGAGAAAAUGUGCCAAGACCUCAAGCCGGCGCUGCGCAUGAGGUUCCAGCAGGAGUACGGCACCGACCACGACAUGACCAACCUCUGGGACAGGUUCCAGAGGGACGAGGAGUGCUGCGGCGUCACAGGACCUAACAAUUACGGUAACGAAACAGGGAAAUUCGAGAUGCCUUUGAGCUGCUGCUUAGAACCACCACCAGAGAAUAGCACUAGAUGUAUAAAACACUUUCAGAUCGGCUGUGACGACAAGCUGAUGGAUUACAUGAAGUCGACAGCCGCUUUACUUGCAAUACUCGGCUAUUGCGUACUAGCCUUCCUGAAGAUGUGCUUCCUAGGUAUUUUACGAUACGAAAUUAAGGAGAUGAUACAGAAGAUCCGGAUACUCAAGACGGAACUGGCCUUGCCUAACGUGAACGGUGCGGUGCCUGGGGCCAUAAGGACUGAGAGCGCGGAGAGUGAGAGGGAAUCAUUGCUGGUGAGACCGGAGAGUACAGCGCUGUUGUCGUCACCGCCUACUCAGUCCAAGAACCCAAACGGCAAUAAUAAUUAUGAGAUGCGAGAGUAUCGGAGUGGUAGGGAGAAUAUUUGACUAAAGUACCGCCUAGAGGGCCUUUUCAACCGGGGCCGAUGGGGCCGCGUUAAAAAAGGCCCUCUGGCGACACCAUUAGAGGAUAUCUUCAAUAGGAGACCAAGGGGUAGAGUCAAGGAUGACCCCUGUUGAAAAUGAAGAACAAACUAAUGGGUUGCACGGCCCCUAGAGACUGAUAGUAACAAAGAACAGUUCGUUAGGAUCCUAAUACCAUCUGUUUCGUUAUAUCUCAUACAAUAGUUUGUUUUUAAAAUGUGUUAAUAAGAGACAACGUUGGAGUUUUUCUGGAAGUUCUUCUUUCGAAAUUAAGCACAAAUACCCAAUUAUGUAUUGAAGAUCACUUGGUUCUAAUUUUCGAGCACUUUUUCGAAUGUAUGUAGCUUUGAAUUGUCUAUGGUUACGUCAGUGUUGGCCCUCAAAUUCUCAACCUAUUAUAAUAUAUCAGGCCACACUUUUCAAAGAUAAUCCAAUUUCUAGAUAGCCAAUUUAUAUUACUAUUUUCUCUGUAAUUGAUCCAUUGAACAACGUCCUUUCUUCGCUAACAGAUAACAUAUUUCAGUAUAUCUUACCUUUGACUGCUUUAGCGUUGCUUCUUCAUUUUCAAAAAUGUCUGUCCAGUGAUAUUAUCACUGCCAAUGCCAAUGCAUCUGACUGUUCGGUUUUGUCACUACAAAGACCAAACCAAACAGUCAGAUGCAUUGGCACCAUUUCCAUAACACUAUUUAUUUAGCCUUAGCCAUUAUACUGCUACAUAUAAUCGAGACAGUGCUCAAAAAUGACCUAUUGAAAAGCCAGUCAAAAAGCUUUUGAAAGAAGAUAUAUAAUCUAUAUUCUAUUCUAUAAAAACCAUCUCAAUGAUAUCGACUGGAAAACAUUGCAUGACUAAUCCAAUGUGGGAUAGAUUAUUCGACAGAAAUUUUCAAUUUGAAAAUAAAUUCACCAGUAUACCAGAAACUAAGUGAUCAAAACAUUAUAUACAGAAAAUUCUCUGUGCAAAAAUAUCGUCUGAAAUAUCGAAGACCCUUAAAAUUUCUGCAAUGGCGGAUUAAAACGAAUUGUUCUUUGUUUUUUGAAAUCAGUUAACACCAACGCUAUGCGCUAACCAAGAAUUUAAUCUUAGAUAAAAUAUGAAUCUAUAUACAUAAUUCAAAGGAUGAAAUUCCUAGACUUUCAUGGCAAAAAAUUUGUGUAUUUUUUUCAUUUAAAAAAAAAUAUUGAUAUCCAUUGUUAUGAAAUUUUUUUAAAAGCCAUAUUUUUUCAAGGGUAUAGAAAUCAUUCGAUGGAAACAUUCCUUUGAAUAUCCAUAUUUCGAUUUGGUGCACACCGUAUUUAACACAAGUUCUUUGUCAUGAUUGUAAAAACGACCAUCUUGAGAAGGUGCAAUUUCAUCAUCUUCAAUUGAUUAUUAGAUCACUUAAUUUCACCUUCCAACGAUUUUCGGUAGAAAACGAAUCAAAACCUGGAGUCUAGAAGCUUUUAUAAAUCAUACCAAUGCUAUAUUUUGUAAGAAACGCUCUUAAAGAAGUCCAUCAGACGAAAAAGAACGAUUUUCUCUAGUCAUAAGCCAACCGCUUAAACACAAGUUAAAAUUAUAUUAAAGUCAUAAGACCUAUUGUGAUAAUUUUUUUUUCAAUUCAUGUGGAUAUUGUUAGAGAUACUAUUUUUUAUAUAAUACUAGUGAAUCCUCAACUUCUUUGUGUUUUAUUACGUGUUUUCACUGUGAUUAGACAGGAAGGAAAAUGUAAAAUUCUAUAUUUAUCUGAUUAAUGUGGAUAAUUCUUGAUGUCUUCUGAAGUAUCAUUCGAAUUUCAUAUGAAUAAAAGGAGGUAUUUAAAUUAUGUGAAUGAGCUUUAUGUACAUUCCUUAUUGCACAAUUCGUGUUUCAUAAUUAUUAACUGACUGAAGUUCAACGAAGAAAGUAUCUUCGCAAAAAUACGACUUCGUUUUACUAUAAAAAAACCAACAUGUAUCAUGUUAUUUCGCAACAGGACAUGGCAGAGAAUAUGACCUUCAUUAUAAUUCCAAGGCAUAACUAUAAGGGUUGAACAAUGGACUUGCUAAUGCGAUUUAUUAUGUGAUUUACAUGAAGGAGGCUAUGAUGAUAUCCUCAAGAUCCUUUGGCAUCAUUUGAAUUAAUUUUAUGAAGGAAACUAUUUUGAAUAGCCUAGGUUUUUAGAUCGUUAUUAAUAUUCAACAGUUAGCGAACGUAUUUUAUAGAAGACAGGUACUUCAAAAGAAACAAUUAAUAUCAUUUUUAUAUUCACGUAAGAAAAAGAAAUGUAGAGUAUGGGUCGGUUCAAACAUUGAAUGGCUUUCAUUCGAUGAACUUCAAGAAGGUAAUUUUCAAAUUGGCAUAUUCGAUCGCACUUUUGAUAAUACAUUUAUAUAUUUAAAACCAUUACAUUUCAAUUGUAUGCUUCAGAGCGACAGUGCAUGACAUGGAUGUGUUCAUUUCAUCAAAAUCACAUUAUAUUAGUGUAAAAUAGGAUAAAGUUAUUUCCAAAAGAUUUUAGCAAGGUAGAUUUAGACGAAAGGAGACAAUAUCCUUUCAAAAGUAAAUGAAUUUGGUGCUAAUGGAGUAGAGUAGAAUUUUCAUCGUAUUUCACACUAUUCGAUGUGGAGGAAUGAGUUGAGAUUAUCUAUUGCCAACGAUAUUUAACGGCUAGGUAGAUCUGUGGAUCAGGUUGAUCUACUAGUUAUGAAACCUUAUCUCAUUAGGAACUGAAUAUCUGAACUCAUUCUUCCACGACCACACUAUACACAAUAAUUUAUUGAUAUCUGUAUUGUUAAUAUAUAAAAAUGUAAAACCCAGAGGCAUUGAGAAUUAUCCCCCAAACAAUUCAGGAUCGGUAUAAAAUAAUUGUGAAAAACAUUCCGAAGAUCCAAAAUGUGUUUUAUUCGUUACCACUAGCAAUAAGUUCUCAACAAGUUCAUCAUGUUACACUCAAAAAUUAUUAUGAUAUGAUACAGACUUGAACAAAUAGAUUAUAGGUAUAAAUGAUUUAAUGGAGAAGUCUAUAUGUACAGUGUAUAUAAGUAAAUAGACAAUAUAUUGUAGUUCUAACUGAGUAAGGGUAGAACAUUGCUCUAUUACGACCUUAAACGUUUUAUAUAAUAUUAUGAACUGAAAUCUCUAUAGAAUAUCACAAUAUUCCCAAAAUAUUCGAUUCGUUAACGAAAUAACUGCGAGCACUAAAACUUUGCAUUCGUUCAAUCAUCUUCAUCUCUUUCAUUACAGUUGUUAAAUUUUUCUCGUUCACUUACACUUAUGUAAACUUCCUCGAUACCAAAAUCUGAUUAUUAUGUCUUCAAAGUGGAAAUUCAUAUCAUGUGAAAUGCUGUUUAAAAACUUGUUAUAACGUCUUUUUGAUUUGCACUGAAAAAAUAAUCGAUUAUAAGCUGCCGCUUAGGUUCUUUGAAAGAAUUCAAUCAAAAAAAGAAGAAAGGAUCUGAGAUAGGGAUUC
Messenger RNA from Harmonia axyridis, 4766 nucleotides. Its product is annotated as tetraspanin-9-like. The record is from RefSeq and is a predicted model, not a curated record. NCBI's taxonomy places the organism in Eukaryota, Metazoa, Arthropoda, Insecta, Coleoptera, Coccinellidae. Bases 301 to 1302 code for a protein of 333 amino acids. The transcript is spliced from 2 exons. Gene Ontology annotation, cellular component: membrane.